UACAAGAUUGUAAUUGUUGGAGGCGGUGGCGUCGGCAAGUCUGCUUUAACAAUACAAUUCAUUCAAUCACAUUUUGUUGACGAAUACGACCCAACCAUUGAAGAUUCUUAUAGAAAACAAUGCGUCAUUGAUGAAGAAACAGCUUUAUUGGAUGUCCUUGAUACAGCAGGACAAGAAGAAUAUAGUGCUAUGCGAGAACAAUAUAUGCGAAAUGGCGAAGGGUUUAUAUUAGUCUACUCUAUCACUUCCCGCUUAUCUUUCGAAGAAGUCAACACAUUUUACGAGCAAAUUCGACGUGUAAAAGACCGCGAUGCUUUUCCUAUGGUUCUGGUCGGCAAUAAAUGUGAUUUAGACAGAGAUAGACAAGUGUCGCAGCAAGAAGGUAGAGAUUUGGCCAAAAGUUUCGGCUGUCCCUUCUUUGAAACAUCAGCCAAACAGCGUAUUCGAGUGGAUGAUUGCUUUUAUGAAGUUGUAAGAGAGAUUCGUAGUAUGAAUAAAGAACAAGACGGCAAUGGAAGUAAUAAAAAGCAAAGAAAGGAUAACUUUGACAUGACUGAAGGUCAGGGUGGAGGCUGUUGUGGCUGUAUUUUGAUGUAA
Mycotypha africana is the source of this 597-nucleotide messenger RNA. RefSeq names its product ras-like protein 1. The annotation marks the transcript as partial. The record is from RefSeq and is a predicted model, not a curated record. Gene Ontology annotation, cellular component: plasma membrane. The transcript has 4 exons. Gene Ontology annotation, biological process: signal transduction. NCBI's taxonomy places the organism in Eukaryota, Fungi, Mucoromycota, Mucoromycetes, Mucorales, Mycotyphaceae. Gene Ontology annotation, molecular function: GTP binding; GTPase activity; GDP binding.